Molecule: messenger RNA, 1653 nt
Organism: Drosophila ananassae
Lineage: Eukaryota; Metazoa; Arthropoda; Insecta; Diptera; Drosophilidae
Product: beta-1,3-galactosyltransferase 5
Exons: 1
Coding region: 74-1051 (325 amino acids)
Cellular component (GO): membrane
Molecular function (GO): hexosyltransferase activity
Source: RefSeq, a predicted model, not a curated record
UAUAACCACGUAAUGCCAGUCGGAUUCGGGCAGCGAUCUAGUGCGGAAUACACCCAUUAAGAGCCAACAAAUUAUGGCCGGAGUACGGAUGGUAAUCGCCUUUAUCAUUUGGCUCAAAUUGUGCCUCAUGAUUUACCUGAUAAACACCCAUCAAACUAUUUCUGUGGAAUCCAUCAUGCGGGACUAUACAUCAGUUAGCAACGAAGAACACCUCAUGGAUUUCGUUAAUUUUUCCUAUAUAAUGGAACAGCCACCUUGCGAAAUGGAAACCAAAGGACUAAUCUUUGUUCAUUCUGCUCCGAAAAAUUUCGAAAAACGUGCCUUGAUACGUGAGACAUGGGGUAGUGCUGAUUCCAUUGAGCAAUCGCCACUUCGUAUAAUUUUUGCACUGGGAAAAGUUGAAAGUGAUAUCGUCCAGUCCACAUUGGAGAAUGAACAAACUCUGUUUGGUGACCUGAUGCAGGGGAAUUUUUUGGAUGGCUACUUCAAUGUUACCUACAAGCAUGUGAUGGGUCUGAAAUGGUUUCAUACUCACUGUGAAAGUGCCAAACUUUUGAUAAAAGUGGAUGAUGAUAUAUUUGUAAACACCGGAGAACUCAUUGAGAACCUCUUAGAGCCGACCACCAAUAACCGGACCUUGGAUAUUAUCCUUCAACAAAGAGACAAUUUAUUGUUUUGUAGCUUAAAGAAUCACGAUCCAGUGGCCCGAAGCUAUCGAUCCAAGUGGCGAGUGAGUUAUAAGGAGUAUUCAGAUGCAUUCUAUCCAGCCUUUUGUCCCGGCUUUGCAAUAGUCUACACCCCCGAUACGGUGAGAAGGCUUUACGAAGAGGUCCAGAAAUCGCCCUACUUUCGCUUGGAUGACGUUUACAUAACCGGCAUUAUGUCUAAUCGAACGAAUAUCACGAUUACGGACCUCAGUCCCUUUGUGCUUUUUCCAAACCAAAUGAAUGCUCUUCUGGAAGGGGUAGUGCCCGUGAGUGCCAUGCAAUUUCUGGUUUCCCAUCACAAUAUUAACCCCAUGCAGAUGAGAUCACUCUGGGCCCUUGUUUGAGCCGAAGAUGCUUGCGGACAUCUCAGUCCCCCCCAAUUGCAAUCUCCAAUUCAUGGCAAGUCAAGUACACAACUCGCUUCGUAUUGGCCCACUCCAACAUAAAUCACAGACGAUGGCCCCGCAGGGCACGAGGGCCAACUGGCUCUUGACAUUGUUUACCUCAUCAGUUUCUGGAGGCUCCAGAAUGCCGCCGGCUGAAUGGGCAGUAGCUGGAAAUCGAGCCUGAAACUACCGCACAUAUUUUUGACUGAUGUUCUCGGGGCCAAAAACCCUCGUCCUUUGUUGCCGGCCUUUGUUUUUUGGCCAUUCGGAACGGAAGCUGUUGCUGGCUUUUGAUGGAUGCGUUGCAGCAGCUGUUUUGGCCAACAAUGAAGCCGGACGGAGCUGAAUGAAAAGCCAAUCUGGUAUAUGGGGUGUGAUGCAUUAUCUAAACGGACACUCAAGUUCAUAUUUCCUAGACUAAGUGAACUUGAAAAGCAGAGUAUCCAAGCAGACUUCAAUCUCAAUCAGUUCCUAUCAGUAUUAUACUUUUCUCAUUUGUAAGAAAUAACUUAAAUUUUGUUCAAAUUUUAAUAUAUUAAAGACAUUAAAAAUUUUGAAAA